Molecule: messenger RNA, 1080 nt
Organism: Aspergillus steynii IBT 23096
Lineage: Eukaryota; Fungi; Ascomycota; Eurotiomycetes; Eurotiales; Aspergillaceae
Exons: 6
Coding region: 1-1080 (359 amino acids)
Source: RefSeq, a predicted model, not a curated record
AUGCAUAAUGGCACCGAUUCAGAUGCGGCUGCCAUGCCAGCGCCGGAAGGCGAAGUGGCGGAUUUCUCGCAUCCCUAUCGCUACCUGCAUACCGCCAACAAGGUAGUUGUGAUCGUGGGAUUGGUGUUGAGCACGAUAUGUUUGUUGGUGCGAUGCUAUACGCGAGUCACGGUGAUGAGGAAGCUAUUGUUAGACGAUGUAAUUCUUGUUAUCUCGUGGGUGUUUGCCGUGGCUACUCAAGCAUUGCUACUAUACGGGUAUAGCCACGCAGGCAUAGGGAUCCACGAAUGGGAUCUCCGCGAAGACGAACACAUCAAGUCACUACGUGUCCUGGUAGCAGGAGCACUCCUCUACGCGCCAGCCAUGGGCCUUUCCAAGCUCGCCAUCAUCGCCCUAUACUACCGGUUCUCGGAGCUGCGGACAGCAUGGAAAGUCACCAUCAUCGGGAUGGCCAUUUUCGUAACUUCAUACCUACUAGUCAUCGAGUUCCUUUUCCUCUUCGGCUGCCGCCCUGUCGCCAAGGCAUGGGACGAUGAAGUUGCCGGGUCGUGUGUCGAUCGCACAAGUAUAUUCAUGACAGGGGCCGUGGCGAGUGUCUUCACGGAUAUUAUCCUGCUUAUUAUCCCAGUCCCUGUCGUGGCUCGGCUUCAGAUGUCGAGAAGGAAAAAGGCUUGGAUUUUCAUGAUCCUAUUACUAGGGAGUUUAUCAGUCGUAACCAGCGCGCUCCGCAUCGCCGCCAUCAUCCCUCUCUUCCACUCGAAAGACCAAACCUACCUCUUCGGCAAAGUAUCUCUCUGGAUCAACGUCGAAUGCAACCUCGUAAUCAUCUGCGCCGCGCUCCCCUCCUUCCGCCAAAUCCUCCGCCUCCACGACGUCGGCUCGAACGGCAAGAUCCGACGCCCGCAGAGAACAACCAGCACGUAUCAUCUGCGGAACGCGCGGCGAGAACACGGCUUCACGAACCUGAGCACGGACAUGGAGAUGGACGACAGCGCCAGCCAUAGUCGGAGUCAUCCGCCGUCGAGGGGGGAUGAGACCAGCUACACUGAGCCUGUGAGGACGAGGGAGACGCCGAAAUAG